Molecule: messenger RNA, 2058 nt
Organism: Ilex paraguariensis (yerba mate)
Lineage: Eukaryota; Viridiplantae; Streptophyta; Magnoliopsida; Aquifoliales; Aquifoliaceae
Source: the annotation of a GenBank genome assembly
UCACUCUGAAUUCUCACCAUUUUUGUACUUGUAUACCCUUGUCUCACUUCCAUCUCAAGGCCCUGAAUCUGUCCACAACAGGAUUCUUCUCGGCAGCCCUUCAGUCGAGAGGAAACAAUCUCUCCGCACGUAAGACUGCGUACAUCUGACUCUCUCGAAACGUUAUAGUGACGGGAGCUUCAUGUGCAGGCUAGUACCAUGAUUACGUCCGCUUCACAUCGCAAACUCAUCAUUUGCGCGGUUUUUAUGAUCCAAAUACGAUUGAUAACCAUAGUCAAAUCGAUUGAGAUCAAUGAGUACUUUCCUGAUGAAAGAGAUGCUUUAAUGCAGAUUAGAGACAUAGUCAAUUCUUCUUCCAAUUUGCACGCGAAUUGGACCGGUCCCCCUUGUCACAAGAGCAAGAGCCAAUGGGCAGGGAUUGUUUGUUCCAAUUGGCAUGUCACACACCUUGUCCUGGAAAAUAUACAGCUUACUGGUUCUCUCCCACCUACAUUCCUGCAGAACUUAACUUUCUUGAGCAAACUCAGCUUCAGAAACAAUUCAAUCCACGGUCCUCUUCCCAGUCUCAAGAAUCUCAUGAACCUGGAAUUUGUGUUCCUGUCACAUAAUCAAUUCUCGGGUUCAAUUCCUUUGAAUUACAUUGAAUUGCCAAAGCUAGCUAAAUUAGAACUGCAAAAUAAUUCUCUUGGUGGUUCAAUCCCACCUUUUGAUCAGCAAACCUUGAAGGUUUUCAAUGUCUCUUAUAAUCAACUUGAUGGUGAAAUCCCGGACACUCGGGUUCUUCAAAGAUUUUCGAAAAGCUCCUAUGAUCAUAAUUCCAAUCUGUGUGGGAGACCAGUUGAAAUAACAUGCCCAGUUUUGCCUCUUACUCCACCCCCAGUUCCUUACCCUCCAUCAAAAAAGAAGAAUAAGGUGGUUCUCAAGCAGCAGCAGCAGCAGUUCCCUUCUGUGUCAUCCUUGUUUUUCUCUGUUAUAACAAGAAAGUCCAUGGAAAAAAAGGAGAGAAGGCAGCAGUGGUUGAAACAGCUCGCAAAAUCCAGAGGAGGGCAUGCUAAACAUGAAACUAUAGGAGAACAUUCUGAGGUGAGGGCAACUAAGACGCAUUGGUCUCAGAACAUGGAGGAUCCAGAAAGAACAGUAGAGUUACAAUUUUUCGACAAAAAUAGAGUGAUUUUCGACCUGGAUGAUUUGCUGAGGGCAUCAGCUGAAGUGAUAGGGAAGGGAAAACUAGGUACUACAUACAAAGCAAUGCUUGAAAGUGGUUCGGUUGUGGCUGUUAAGAGAUUGAAACACAUGAAUGCUUUGAGUAAGAAGGAAUUUGUUCAGCAGAUGCAGUUGCUUGGAAACCUGAGGCAUGAAAACCUUGUUGAGAUUGUUUCUUUCUACUAUUCAAAGGAGGAGAAGCUGAUAAUCUAUGAUUUUGUUCCCAAUGGCAACUUGUUUGAGCUGUUGCAUGAGAACAGAGGAAGGGGAAGAAUACCACUAAAUUGGACUACAAGACUAUCAAUCAUCAAAGACAUAGCAAAGGGUCUUACAUUCCUCCAACAGUCCUUGCCUUCACACAAGGUGCCUCAUGGAAACCUCAAUUCAUCCAAUGUUCUUAUCCACUGGAACAGCCAAACCUGCCACUCCAAGCUCACUGAUUUCGGGUUCUUUCCCCUCCUGCAAUCUCGAAAACUCUCUGAAAAUCUUGCUGUUGGAAAAACACCAGAAUUCUUUCGAGGGAAGAAACUCACUUGCAAAGCUGAUGUCUAUUGCUUUGGUAUUGUUCUUUUAGAGAUCAUAACUGGCAAAAUCCCGGGCCAAAAUACCCUGGGAGACGAGGGAACUAGUGCUGAUGAUCUUUCAGAUUGGGUUAGAACAGUUGUGAACACUGAUUGGUCAACUGAUAUAUUGGAUAUAGAGCUACUGGCAGGAAAAGAAGGUCAUGCAGAGAUAUUGAAGCUGACAAAGAUAGCUUUUGAGUGUACUGAUAUGGCACCGGAGAAUCGGCCCAAGAUGAAUCAAGUGUUGAGAAGGAUAGAAGAGAUUGAUGGAGCAAUUCAGGAGAGAGAAUGA